Talaromyces marneffei is the source of this 558-nucleotide messenger RNA. RefSeq lists its product as uncharacterized. The record is from RefSeq and is a predicted model, not a curated record. Bases 1 to 558 code for a protein of 185 amino acids. Lineage: Eukaryota; Fungi; Ascomycota; Eurotiomycetes; Eurotiales; Trichocomaceae. The transcript has a single exon.
AUGCAGGAAAAACAAGAACGUCGUGAUGAGGAGAAAGAGCGUCGCUACUUGUUUCGAGAACAGCGCGACUUGCUAACGCAGGCACAAGCACCUCAUCAAAUGGCUUAUUCAUUACCUGAAAGAUCGACAAUCGGCCCUUCUUUAUUGACAUUCAAAACUAAUAUGAACCCCGGACAAUUUGAGGCUGUUCCCAUUACGCCAAUAUCACGCCCAAGGUCGUCUAGUUCGAUGGAAUCAGGUGAAGACGAAUACGACACGCUUAUGAAAUUCUUCGCAUGGAAAAUCAAUUCAAUCAAGAACGAGGAUAGGAAGGAGAAAUGGAAGCGUGCCCAAACAAUUAUAUUCACAAAUGACUGGUCUAUUCGAGAGUUGAGGCAAAUGGAAGAUGAUAAAACGCCAGCGUAUCAACGUGCAAUAAAAGCAGGUAUUUUAGACAGUCUGGCAAGAGGCUUCAGGAGAGAGUUGCGCCAGUAUAGGCAAUCUGUUCGCCGUACUCGUGAUGAAUAUGCUGCAGUAAUCGCUUUAGAUGCGUUAGGAGGCGGAGAUUCAACCGUAUAA